AUGUCAGGCGCAACCACACCGCGCCUCGAUGCGCCACCAAAACAGAUGUCCAGCCGACUACUGACCAUGAAGUUCAUGCAAAGAUCAGCCACGGGCACACCCACGACCCCCUCCUCAGAACCAACAUCCAAGCGACGCAAAACAACACAUACUACUACAACCCCAGACUCCUCCGUCCCAACCACACCCAUUUCCGAACCUCGCCUCUACGCUGACAAAUCUGAUGUGCGCGCCGCUAUAAAAGCAAACUCUGCGUAUGAGGCGCUAUUGGCGGCGAGGAGAUCGGAGCUUGGGUUUGCGAAUAAUACGGUUGAGACGGAGUGGGUGUUGGAUGUGGAUUGGCCUGUUGAACGGCAGGAUGAAGACGGAGAUGAGGAAGAUGAUGAUGCUACGACUUCAGGGUCAGACGACGAGGGGGUUGAGGGCAACGGGAGGCAGACGUAUGGUGCAUUCAAGCGCAAGAAGAAGGGUGGUGUGACUACCACGAUUGAGACGAGUACACCUGCGCGCGAAACGGAUGGUCUUGAUUUCGACUUUCUGGAUUCCGAGGAAGAAGGGGAAGCAUUUUCAGAUGAGGACGACGACGACGAAGAUGAGACCAGUCGAACACGCUCGGGCAAGAAGCGGAAAUCUACGACGGGGCUCGAUCUUGACGACGAUGUGGCCAUGUCAGCGCUCGAUAAAGUUGAUCUGUCUAAGUCCAGCUACGCGAAGUCGAAGAAGGCUGGCUUGCCGUUCACAGGCGCGAAACCUAACCACAAGCCUGCAUUCGAUCGAGGUCGGCAUCACAACGAUCGUAGGGGUAACAAACACCCGAAGAAGGACAAGGGCAGAGGCAAGCAAUAUGGGAAGAAAGUGAAGUGA
Lithohypha guttulata is the source of this 864-nucleotide messenger RNA. RefSeq lists its product as uncharacterized. The record is from RefSeq and is a predicted model, not a curated record. NCBI's taxonomy places the organism in Eukaryota, Fungi, Ascomycota, Eurotiomycetes, Chaetothyriales, Trichomeriaceae. The transcript has 2 exons. The coding region runs from base 1 to 864 and encodes 287 amino acids.